Molecule: messenger RNA, 3342 nt
Organism: Coniophora puteana RWD-64-598 SS2
Lineage: Eukaryota; Fungi; Basidiomycota; Agaricomycetes; Boletales; Coniophoraceae
Exons: 13
Coding region: 128-3061 (977 amino acids)
Biological process (GO): DNA-templated transcription
Cellular component (GO): nucleus
Molecular function (GO): DNA binding; DNA-binding transcription factor activity, RNA polymerase II-specific; zinc ion binding
Source: RefSeq, a predicted model, not a curated record
CCGCUGAGCAGAAGCAAGAUCUAUUACGUCAAAUUGGACGUGUAAGGGGAUCUCGAGACGAUCUUUACAUAUUUUCGGCGAAAUCGGACCAAAUUACGUCUGAGCCAAACAUAUAUCUGUCUGACUUAUGGAAUCGUCCGUCCGGGACCCAAAGUCCAGCGAUCCUCAGUCCGAGCCGCCAGAGCCGAGUGCCUCCCCCCCUCCGAGUCGAAAGCCACGAUCAAAGAAAGCGGGCGAGACUACAACUUCCAGGGCGGCAGCCGAAACACCUCGCCGUCGCUCCCAAGCAACAAACUCCGACCCCCGGUCGGCACAACUUGACAGUACAUCUCCCUCGCAUUAUUCAGACGCUGCUAGAGCACAACUCCCUCGUGCUCCCCUCUUCCCCGCCUAUCCGUCUCCCUUUCCGUAUAUCAUGAAUCCAAAUUACCCGCUCAACCCUUCUCCGUUCACCCAGCACCAGCAGCAUCUCUCCUCCCCCUAUGGAGCGUCUGGCUCUACUGGCUCUACCGGUGGUCAGCAGCCACCCAUGACCGGCCAUCCCGGCUAUUAUCCGAUGCAUGCCGCUCCUUACCCGCCUCCCGCCCCGCACGGAUAUGCGCCUUAUUCCCCCUACUCGCAGAUGAUGAUGUACUCUCAUCCACGACCUAACUCGGGGGUGCAGGAACAUCAUGAACAGGCAGCACACGCGACCCCCACCCCUUCUCCAGUGCAGCAGGCUCCCCCCUUAGCCUCGCAGGGCAGUAAACGUAAACGCAAGGGUGACGGAGGACGCAGUAAGGACACGGACAGGGAGUCUGAUCCCGAGGGCACCGACACUGGUGGCAAGUCAACAACGCCUACGACGAGUGCUCCCACGGCCUCGGAAAUGAGUAAGAAGCGGACAAAGACUCAGCGGGCUUGCGAUAGCUGCAGGAGCCGGAAAAUUAGGUGCGAUGUCCUGGCAGACACCGAGCCCCCGUUGUGCCAACAUUGCAAGCAGUACGGUUUUGAGUGCACAUUUUUCUUGCCAAUCACAGAGACUCGUUUCAAGAAGAAGAAAUUGGAAGAUGAAGCUGCUGAAAAGGAAAAAUCAGCAGAGCUCAGGCGUCGUACAUCUUCUCCGUCCAACGACCCCCAAAACUCCGACCGACGGGUUUUCGGGCCAACAACCGCGGUGCAUCUCCUUCAUUCCCAGGCUACUAUCAACUCACGCAUCUAUGAAAAUUACGAUCAACGAUACCAUCACACAUGGGAAGUGUCUAAUGACGGUGACGGUGUUAUUUCGGUUUCGAACAAGCCCGUAGAGGACAAGCAAGUGCCUCACCCAAAGCAUACCGACAUUCGGAUCGAGAAGGACGUCGUUGAAAAGCUUGUAAACGUCUACUUCCAGGAAAUUGCGCCCAUGCUGCCUGUCAUCACUAAGGAGGAAUUUCUGGGCUCGUCCUCACCUUCGCCGGUCUUGCUUUACUCUAUUUGUCUCGUGGCAGCUACAAGGCGAGAAGUCCCUCAAACCGUCUUUGACUCGAUUCGAUUUAUCGUCAACAAUAUCAUCAAAGCCGAUGAUGUCUUGUCCACUGCCUCCAUCGCCAACGUCCAGGCAUUGCUCAUUCUAAGCAUGGCGGGCGACAGCCAUUCGCAAUUUGUCCCUAAUGCACUAUCCGCGUUGUGGGUCCGGCUCGGGACUGCUAUUAGGAUGGCACAAGAUUUGGGGUUGCAUCGUGCAGAGUCAGUCAAGCAAAACAUUGACGUUAGACGGAGGCUCUGGGGGGUAUGCGUCAUUUGUGACCGAUGGCUUAGUCUCACAUACGGCCACCCGUACAUGAUUGAUGUCCAGGACUGUGACGCUCGCCUCCCUACUUCGGGUGAAGCUGGCGACCUCUACAUGAACGAGCUCGUGAGACUUAGCGUCAUCUUAGGACGUGUCCUCAAGACGAUAUACAGUCCUUCUGGGUUGAUGUUUGCAACGGACGAGCAUUUGAUCACUCUGUUGGCAGAUCUCGAAUCUUGGAAAGCUAACCUACCCCUCAAUCUUCAAUACAAAGGACCGGAUACACCUCGAGAUGCAGGUCUGCUUCAUCUCUUCUACUCGUGUGUUUGCAUGAUCUUCUGGCGUGUCUUCAUGCGGAUAUCAUAUUCAUGUCCUGCCCACCUCAAAUUUGGGUUGACCGUGGAGAAUUGGAGUAACCUCGUGUUAUUGACGGGCGAGGCCAUUGACUGGCUCGACAAGCACGAGAAUGUGUAUGAUUCUUGGCUUCUCGUUGCGUAUGCCGCGACGUCAUGCGCCCUUGUUCAAUAUCAUACUUGGGCACGGCGUCAGGAUAACGAGGCCGCGGAGAAGCUCUGUAAGCUCCGCGACUGCAUCAGGCGAUGGGAGAGCUCGAUAUCACCGGACCAUAUGUCUGCUCGGAGAAAGACCGCAGAAAUUAUUGCACUUCUCUAUGAGGCGACGCAAGGUCCGCCCCUCCCACUCGACAAGCCUCCAUUGAAUCCGACCGGGGGUGUUAAAGGGAAGCCACCUCCAAUGGGAUCAUUGCAAUAUAAGAAAGAUCCAUCUCGACCAGGAGGAGGCGUGUUUGUCGCUCAUGGAGACGCCGCGAAAGAUGGCGCCUAUGAGGACAUGCUACAAGGUACGAUUAUUACUUCGUCAGAUGAUGAGUUGGACGGGGCGCAAGCAGAACAGCCUGGGUCUCCCCAGAGAAAUACAUCGAUGGUGACCAUCACACCGCUGCCUGGUGCCGGGGGACGGUCCGAUAUAACUGCGAACAUGAAUCCUUCCCUUAACAAUCCGUUAGGACAAACCCAGGGGAACGUGCAAGUGUUGAACGUUCUAGAUGUUCCACAGGCUUCGAACACUCUGCAGCAGUUUGCCAUGGCCGACGUGGGGUUGUUGGAGGGCAUCCCAGGAGGCAUGUUCGAUUGGGGCCAAUGGGACUCGUUCUUUUCGAGGUUCAACAACAGUGAAGGCGGCAACCCCGGGCUUGAGAAACGAGAUACGCAGCAAGGUCCCAGUGGUAACACUGCGGGAUCACCGCAGCAACAGCAGCAGCAGCAGCAGCAAGUAAGUCCGCAGGGCUCGUAGCGCUUGUUCUCGCAGCAGGCGGAGUUGGUGGGACCAUGGUCGGCCGUAGAAAAGGAGCAGGGAGAUGGAUUAAACGCAGUGACUAUACUAUUGUCCAGCUAAUCUCACCGCCUAGCUGCGAUCCGGAUCCUGCAGUGCUAUGCCUCGCUUUCCUCCUACACGAGCAAUCAUACAUAUGUAUCCACGUCAUAUCUAGGUCACUAUUGAUAACGAAUUCUCUCCUCUAAGUGCAUACACUGUAUUUCUAGUCUUCUUUAUUAGCCUUAACACAUUGAAGAAAC